GCUCCUGCUCAGAGCUCAGCUCCACUCUGCCUCUGGCUCUGCGCUCAUUUGCCGCCCAAGCCUCCUGCUCCUGCCCCGGGACCCCCCUAGGUUGGGCCUAGAACCCCUCUGGUCCCCAGACUAGCCCCCCAACCUUUGGCUCUCCCGGUCCCCAGCCCCAACGGUGCCCUAGGCCGCCAGGGGGCGCCGUGUGAGCGCCCUAUCCCGGCCACCCGGCGCCCCCUCCCACAGCCCAGGCGGGAGUGGGGCGCCGGGGGCCAUGCGGGGUCAGGGCCGCAAGGAGAGUUUGUCCGAUUCCCGAGAUCUGGACGGCUCUUACGACCAGCUCACGGGCCACCCUCCAGGGCCCACUAAAAAAGCGCUGAAGCAGCGGUUCCUCAAGCUGCUGCCUUGCUGCGGGCCCCAAGCCCUGCCCUCAGUCAGUGAAAACAGCGUAGAGGAUGAAUUUGAACUGUCCACUGUGUGUCACCGACCAGAAGGUCUGGAGCAGCUGCAAGAGCAAACCAAGUUUACGCGCAAGGAGUUGCAGGUCCUGUACCGGGGCUUCAAGAACGAAUGUCCCAGCGGAAUUGUCAAUGAGGAGAACUUCAAGCAAAUUUACUCCCAGUUCUUUCCUCAAGGAGACUCCAGCACUUACGCUACUUUUCUCUUCAAUGCCUUCGACACCAACCAUGAUGGCUCUGUCAGUUUUGAGGACUUUGUUGCUGGUUUGUCGGUGAUUCUUCGGGGAACCAUAGAUGACAGGUUGAAUUGGGCCUUCAACCUGUAUGACCUCAACAAAGAUGGCUGUAUCACCAAGGAGGAAAUGCUUGACAUCAUGAAGUCCAUUUAUGACAUGAUGGGCAAGUACACAUACCCUGCACUCCGAGAGGAGGCCCCAAGGGAACACGUGGAGAGCUUCUUCCAGAAGAUGGACAGAAACAAGGAUGGUGUGGUGACCAUUGAGGAAUUCAUUGAAUCUUGUCAAAAGGAUGAGAACAUCAUGAGGUCCAUGCAGCUCUUUGACAAUGUCAUCUAGCUCCCCAGAAGAGGGAGUUAGUGUGUCCUGGGGGCACCAUGCUCUAGUCCCUAGUUCAGGCAGACCUCACCCUUCUCUUCCCAGGUCUAUCCUCAUCCAAGCCCUACCCUGCGGGCUAUAGGGAUCGAAAAGCUUGGGGCUUCGGUAGUCUAGAACCCUGGAUUUGAAGGGGCCAGAUAGUGGGCAAAGUACAUCUGGUGGGUGUUCCCAACUCCCAACAGCUUUUACCCCCUUUUUGCCUGACACCCAGUGCUGAGGGUGCCUCUGCUAUUGGAAAUGAAUGAUUGCCCACCUCCCACCCCAAUUCUAAGAAACCACAACACUAGACAGAAUGUUUCCUGCUAUGGUGCUUCCCCAUCCCUGAUCUCACAAACACUUCCCCUAAGACUCCCUUCUGAGAGAAUGCUCUGUCCUUGGCGUACUGGCUGGCUUUUCAUAUCGCCUUUGAGAGCCUUGUGGGAGGGAAACAGAAUAUAAGGGAGAAAUCUUGGUCCUGAGCCAGUGGUUUGUUCCUAGUAUCUGACUGGAGUGAAGAACAGAAAGACCAUGGAAGAGCAUUAGAGCUCAGGCAUGUUGGGCUAAAGCUUCAAGUCACACAGUGUGCUACUCCAGGCCACUAGCAUUUCCAAAGUUUUCAGAAGGCCUUAUGUCCCAGAAAUUUUCCAUACCCUUCCAGUAUCAUAGGAGAGCUUGGGAACCAGAUAUCUGGCUUAUCCCUGAAAUUCCUUCCUCUCCCCUCUUCCUGCUUGUAUGGUAGUAGUGGUAGGGAUUGUGGGUGGGAGAUGUCUUAGUUGAUGUGUAACAAAGUUUCAGCUUGCUCUUCCUGCUCAUUGCCUGUUAUGAUGGCUGUGACUUGAGUUUUCACCUGCCAUAUCCUCUAAAUUUGGAGGCAUGGAGUGAAUCAGGGACUUUCCUGAACAUGGAUCCCAUCACCCCUCCCAGUGGAUGCCUUAGAGGGAGAACGAAGGAGGAAGGCAGGCAUAAUAUUUGAACCCAGUGGGGGGGGGGCAUAUAUUAGAACCUUUGAUCAACCAGGCUGCACCCCAAACCCUUAUCUAGUCUCCUUAACUCCCUGAAUCUCCUCUCCCUCUACUCAGCCCACCCAGAGAUGCCAUUUAGCACACUGAGAGUGCAGGGACUAUAGGACCCAGGUUGUCCCACCUCAUCAUCAGCACUCCUGCCAUGCUGCUACUCCAUAAUAUAUCUGCUUGUCCCAUUCAGCUCACCCUCCCAGUCAGCCAGAAUCUGAGGGGAAGGGCCCCCAGGGACCUCCCUGUCCCAUCAGACACUGCUGACUGCUUUGCAUUUUUGACUCUUCUGUAUAUUUUGUAAAAUAACAAAUACACCAGAUCCAAUAAAACACAAUGGCUAUGCAUA
Messenger RNA from Marmota flaviventris (yellow-bellied marmot), 2395 nucleotides. The record is from RefSeq and is a predicted model, not a curated record. Lineage: Eukaryota; Metazoa; Chordata; Mammalia; Rodentia; Sciuridae.